UCCCAUAAUUACGCUAAGUCGCCACCGCCUGAAGAACAAAAGACACAACUCUCUCUCUCGCUCUCUCUCUCUCUCUCUCUUCUCCUUGCGCGCACGCAGAGAGGGGAAACCAAGAAGCGCCAUGAGCCUCUUCGGGCUGGGAAGAAAUCAAAGAACAUUCCGGCCUAAAAAGAGUGCGCCCUCAGGGAGUAAGGGGGCGCAACUUAGGAAGCAUAUUGAUGCUACUCUCGGGAGUGGAAACCUGAGGGAGGCAGUGAGACUUCCUCCUGGAGAAGAUCUGAAUGAGUGGCUUGCUGUCAACACCGUGGAUUUCUUCAACCAGGUGAAUCUGCUCUAUGGUACCCUGACAGAGUUUUGUACUCCUGAAAACUGUCCUACUAUGACUGCAGGACCCAAGUACGAGUAUAGGUGGGCUGAUGGUGUGCAAAUCAAGAAGCCAAUCGAGGUUUCAGCUCCAAAAUAUGUUGAAUAUCUCAUGGAUUGGAUUGAGGCCCAGCUAGAUGAUGAAUCCAUAUUUCCUCAGAAGCUUGGUGCCCCAUUUCCUCCUAACUUCAAAGAGGUGGUGAAGACAAUUUUCAAGCGGCUGUUCCGUGUGUAUGCCCACAUAUAUCACUCGCAUUUUCAGAAAAUUGUUAGCCUUAAGGAGGAGGCCCACCUUAACACAUGCUUCAAACAUUUUAUCUUGUUCACCUGUGAAUUUGGGCUGAUUGACAAGAAGGAGCUGGCUCCACUUCAAGAGCUGAUAGAGUCCAUAAUUGUUCCAUACUGAAUGCAGUCUGCCGCCCAAUGACAAAGCAGAGCUAGGCUUUUUAGAUGAAUAAGGACAAACUGCUGCUUUGCACUUGAUCUUUAACGCAAGUGCUGUAAUUUGUGUUAUUAGUUAAUUACCGUCAUGGGUUGUCUGCUGUAAGUUGUGCCCAGUUAAAACUGUGGAAGUGACUCUUAAUCUUUCCCAGAGCAUGGCAUUCUGAUGUAGAUGUUCUGAGAACAGUCUAAACAUGAGGCUCUUAAGAGAGCCAACAAAGCAAAUGGAAAUGCGAAGAUGCUCUGUAUUACUAUUGAUCCUGAGCUGCCUAAAAGAAGUGCUGUUACCGAA
This is a messenger RNA of Syzygium oleosum, 1096 nucleotides long. RefSeq names its product MOB kinase activator-like 1A. Gene Ontology annotation, biological process: signal transduction; positive regulation of protein phosphorylation. Bases 122 to 769 code for a protein of 215 amino acids. Gene Ontology annotation, cellular component: cytoplasm; nucleus. The transcript is spliced from 7 exons. Gene Ontology annotation, molecular function: protein kinase activator activity. The record is from RefSeq and is a predicted model, not a curated record. Lineage: Eukaryota; Viridiplantae; Streptophyta; Magnoliopsida; Myrtales; Myrtaceae.